Molecule: messenger RNA, 1207 nt
Organism: Apis cerana (Asiatic honeybee)
Lineage: Eukaryota; Metazoa; Arthropoda; Insecta; Hymenoptera; Apidae
Product: glucose-fructose oxidoreductase domain-containing protein 1
Molecular function (GO): nucleotide binding
Source: RefSeq, a predicted model, not a curated record
UAAAAAAUAUAAAAAAAUUAACAAUACAGUAUGACAUUACCUGGAAUUGGAGUAUUUGGUACAGGAAGUAUUGUUAGAAUAAUAAUUCCCUUUUUAAGAGAAAAGGGUUUUAGAAUUGAAGCUAUAUGGGGACGCACAUUAGUAGAAGUGUCAGAAGUUGCAACUGAUCUUGAAAUACCAUUUCAUACUAGUCGAAUUGAUGAUGUACUUCUUAGAAAAGAUGUUGAUUUAAUUUUUAUUAUGUGCUCUCCUAGUUUACAUGCACAAAUUGCAGUCAAAGCAUUAGGAAUAGGAAAACAUGUUGUAUGUGAUAAACCUGCUGGUUUAAGUCAAAAUGAAGCCUUAAAAAUGGUACGAGCUGCACAAUAUUAUCCUUCUUUAAUAAGUAUUGUUAAUCAUAGUUUAAGAUUUUUACCAGCAUUUGUUCAUAUGAAGAAAGCUUUGGAAGAGGGAUAUUUAAAAGGUCCUGUAAAUGUUAUAGAAGUUAGAGUACACAUGGGUAGUUUGUUACAUAAUGGAUAUGAUUGGUUGUGUGAUGAUACAAUGGGAGGAGGAAUUUUAGCUUUAGUUGGAAGUCAUGUAAUUGAUUUAAUUUUUCAUUUAAUUGGUCAACGUGCUUCAAGAGUACAUGCUGUAGUUCGAACUUUCACUCAAACUACAAAACAUAUAAAUGGAAUUAGACAUGUAACAUCACCAGAUUUUUGUAGUUUUCAAAUGGAAUUGAGUGGUGGUACAUUGGUAACAACAACAUUAAGUAAUCAUUUACAAGGUCAACUUUCUCAAGAAAUAUUAAUAUGUGGAGGAGGUAAUCAUCUUCUUGCACGUGGUGGAGAUUUAUAUGGUUGUUGUAAUGGACAAGAAGAAAUAUUAUAUCAUGAUAUAGAUAAUUUACAUGAUAUAUCAUUUUCUAUUGCUGAUUCCAUUCCAAGGCCAUAUAUUAAAGGAUUAAGGAAAAUGAUUGCUGCAUUAAGAGAAGCUUUCCAAUCUGUUGAAGAUAAAAAAGGUUGGAUAAAAGAACCAGUAUUUUCUGCAUCAUCUUUUGAAGAUGGUUUAUAUGUACAAGCAGUUAUUGAUGCUUUGCGACAAAGUAAUAAACGACGAGAAUGGGUAAAAGUUAAUAUUUUAACAGAAGAACCAGAUCCAAAUCCUUUGUUAAGUGCAGCUGUUAGAGCUACAGCUAUAUCUAUAUAAAAUAAAUUAUUUCACA